AUGUCUACAUAUUCUACUGUUAAAGCUGCUAACUGGAGAUUUGUUGAAUUAGGACGUGUUGUCUUAGUCGAUAACAAAGACUUAGCUACCAUUGUCGAAAUCAUUGAUCAAAGAAGAGUUUUAGUUGAUGGUCCAAACUUCCCAAGACAAUCUAUCUCAUUAUCAAAAGUUGUUUUAACCCCAAUCAUCUUAGCUGACUUACCAAGAGGUUCAAGAACUUCCACUGUUGCCAAAAAAUGGGCUGCUGCUGAUAUUGAUGCUAAAUGGGCUGCUUCAUCAUGGGCUAAAAAAUUAGCUGCUAAACAAAAGAGAUCUGAAUUAAGUGAUUUUGAAAGAUUCCAAGUUUUAGUCUUAAAAAAACAAAAAAGAUAUGCUGUCAAAAAAGCUAUUGCUAAAGCUUAA
This is a messenger RNA of Yamadazyma jaroonii, 402 nucleotides long. Lineage: Eukaryota; Fungi; Ascomycota; Pichiomycetes; Serinales; Debaryomycetaceae. The record is from the annotation of a GenBank genome assembly.